AGCACACGCAGCACUACUGACUGCACGAUGCUGCUGUCACGCUGUUCGGCGAUCGCAGCUCGCAGGCAGUGGAGCAAAACAAACCGGGCCAACCCAGGAAAAUGAGCGGGAGAGAGAGUUUCACGUGACCGCCGAUGGGUGUCGCUGCCGCCGCAACUCAUUGAAGCAAGUGCAUUGAAGCCCAGCCUGCGCUCCAGCAGCCGAGUGGAGAGGACGAGCGAAAAGAAAACCUCUAAAUACAGGCAGCGGUCGGAGUGAACGAAGGAAGAGAAAGGAGGUAAAGAAUCAAAAUAGCAGAACAGCACAGGCCAGCCAGCGCGCUCGUCCGUGAUGGCGACCCACAGAUGGACUCGCCAGUGUCGUCGCUUCGUCGGAAACGUAGAUUUUGCCUCUUUCGGGCGCUGAGCAACCGCGGACGACGCGCCCGUCGCCGCCUUCGACAUCGCCUGUGACUACCGAGCGUGGUUGGUUCUGUGAAAGUGCGCGGCCGGCGUUGACUGGUAGCGGUGUUCGUGGGACGGCUCUUGCCAAGCUUCCCUCGGCAAGUGAAGCCAAGUAGUGAGCGCGCAUGUGUUCUCCCGGUGGAGCCGCGACGACGCGUCAACAAAGGCGGUGUUCUGUGAUCACUGUGCGUAGCGGUGCGUUGUGCUCUGCAUCAUCUCGAGUUUGUUUGCUUUUCUCGAUCAACUAGCGGCGACUGCCCGGGAGGAAUCGACACGGUGGACCCCUGGGCAUGGCCAAGCCAUCGAGGCCGAGCUGCGGCACAAGUCGCCAGGAACGCCGGCGACAGGAGAAGCCGAAGAGGUGCAAGCAGGGCAGCGAACGGUAGUCGCGAUGACCGGGACCCGAUGAGCUCGAGCGUCCUGCGGGCCUGCUCGGCCCAGUACUACAAUGCCUGCCUGCCUCCUGGCGAUGCCCUCCACAGAAGCGGCAGCGCAAAUCAGCUCAACGGCCAUCAUGCGCAGCCGCAGUCGUCACCGCAGAUGCACACGGCAGCCGCAUCGACGGUCCAUCACCAGACGGCGGUCAGCAUGAGCAGCCCAACGUCGGUGGGGCCUGCACGACCUCAGCGGACGCACAGCGAGCGUUCCCAGCGCACAUCCCGAAUGAGCCUGUACCGGAGCAACAGUAGUCUGGACCUGGACCACAACAAUGGGAGUGCAGCCGGUGAGCCACUCCGCGGAGGCCCAUCGCGGAGGGAUUAUGGCUCGGCAUCAUCGCUGGACCUUCUGGCUGCUUCGUCUGGAGGCGACAGCAGCUUCUUUGCCAUGCUGCGGGAGUACCGAGCUGGAGGUCAGCGAAGAGAAGAUCAACGAAGCCCUGGUCCAGCCAACAUCCAAGAGUUUCUGCGGGGCCGUCUUGAUCCUGCCCCGGCAGUCCAGAAUGCCUCAAACACCCUGGCACAUGGAGCGCUCGAAGAAGGCUCGAGUCCACGCCUCAAAACCAAGUUCCAGCGCCUUCUGGAGCUCAGGGACCGUGGCAAGGGCUGGAGUCGACUGCCCAACGCUAGCGGCGCAACAGGCGGCAGUGCAAGUGCUGCCGCUGGCAGCACAAGUGGUAGUGCAAACCAGGAGAGCUCGCUGUUUCGGAAGUGGAAGCCAGGUGGCCGAAGCGAGUCCGCGGACGCUAGAAGCCUUGAGCCGUCGCUACCGGAUCCGGCUGAGGAACGGCUGCGGAGGCGAGCACUGGCCCACUUCGACUGCCAGAGCCUUGGAGCCAACCUGAGUCGUGCAUCUGGUCGUCUGGCGUCCAUACUUGGGAGGCGGAGGAAUACCACGACGGGUGCGUCUGCUGCCUCCAUGCUCCAGCGAGCGGGAGCUGGAGGCGGGCUCAGUGAGGACGGAGUGGAAGGUGUGGCGGAUUCAGGGGAUGGCCGGCAGAGUGCGCUGCUCCUGAGCUGUCCAUUCUUCCGGAACGAGGUUGGAGGAGAACCGCAGAGGCAACUGGGCCUUACCAGGGCAACGUCCAGGGCCCUUCGAUCGGGUCGCGGUGGGUCUGCCCGCAACAAUGGCAACAAUGGCCCCUGGCAUCGACCAACGUGUCUAAGCGGACUUGCCAUUCUGGAGAGGCCUGGACUGGACGACGGGGCAUGUCCCUACCAGCGGCCAGCCACACUGCUUGACGGAGUGGACAGGGGCGCCCUCUACUACAGGACCCACUUCCACGGAAAAGGUCACCAAAACUGGUUUGGCAUUGACGAGCGGCUAGGACCGGUUGCAGUUAGUCUGCGCAAGGACCGCCUUGACGUGCCAAAUUCCGCAAGACCGUCACCUGGCGGAGCACCACAGACACUCUACAGGAUCAUCGUCCGAACGAGCGAGCUGGCGGUGCUACGUUGCAGCUUGGCCGAAGAGUCUCUGGGCGGCUCGGUGAACGGUCGGCUGAGCGGCAGCAGCAGCGGGGCCAACUCCCUGCCCGUCCGCGAGCUGCUGGAGCUGGCCGCACCCGAGCUGCAGACCACCUGCCUGCGACUGGCCGUGCCCGGGCCAGCAACGGAGCAGCAACUGCUCAAGCUCGACGAGCAAGGGCUGAUGAAAUCGUACAAGGUUGGGGUCAUGUACUGUCGGGCAGGACAGGCUACCGAGGAAGAAAUGUAUAACAACGAAACGACGGGUCCGGCUUUCGAGGAGUUCCUCGAGAUGCUGGGCCACAAAGUUCGGCUCAAGGGCUUUCAGAACUAUCGGGCAGGCCUCGACAACAAGACGGACACCACCGGCCUCUAUUCAGUGUACUCAACCUAUGAGGACUGUGAGAUUAUGUUUCAUGUCUCUACCAUGCUUCCAUACACACCCAGCAACAAGCAGCAGCUGCUGCGCAAGCGUCACAUCGGCAACGACAUCGUCACCCUCGUGUUCCAAGAGCCCCGAGCUCUGCCCUUCACGCCCAAAAACAUCCGGUCACACUUCCAGCAUGUCUUCAUCAUCGUGCGCGCCAUCGAACCCUGCACUUCCAAGACGCGGUACAGUGUUGCCGUGAGUCGAUCCAAGGAGGUCCCCGUGUUUGGUCCUCCAAUCCCCGACGGUGCCACAUUUCCAAAGUCCAAGAAGUUCACCGACUUCAUUCUUGCCAAAGUGAUCAAUGCAGAGAAUGCUGCCCAUCGAUCUGAAAAGUUUGCUACCAUGGCACAGCGAACGCGGCAGGAGUACCUCAAGGACCUUGCAGCCAACUACUCUACCAACACCACACUUGACUCGGGGCCCAAAUUUUCCCUUUUGAGCUUUGGAUCUCGCAAAAAGGAGAAACCACGGCCAAGGUUCGUGCCAGAUGCCUUCGUGCGUGGCGCCAUCUCUUGGUCGGUUCAGGUGGAAGACCAAGGCCAAGGUUGUGUGUGUGACUGCACCCUUGGCAUCUCGGCCAGCUCACUCGUGCUGCUGGACGACGGGACUGGAGAGCCAGUUUUCGGCUGUGCGACUGCUGCGGUGCUCGGGUGGUCCUCGCACAGCAGCAGCCUGAAGCUGUUCUACCACCAGGGGGAGUGUGUGGUGCUUCGGGCGCGUGACUCGGAUGCUGACGAGGCACAAGAGAUUGUGACCAGGCUGGCCUGCGUCACCGAUGGAUGUGAGACUCAGGAGCUGAUGCUGUGCCGCAACGCUGUCGGUCAGCUGGGCUUCCACGUCCAGUCUGAGGGGCUCGUCACCGAGGUCGAGCCUCACGGUCUUGCCUGGGAAGCUGGACUCCGACGAGGAUGUCGUCUGCUUGAGAUCUGCAAGGUGGCCGUGGCAACGCUUAGCUACGACCAGAUGGUGGACCUGCUCAAGACAUCUGUGAUGGUCAGCGUCACGGUCGUGCCUCCGCACAAGGAUGGCAGCCCUCGAAGGGGUUGCCCCCUGCAAAACUGCAGCUACUUUGGCCCCGACUACGACAGCAGCGCAGGUUCCGACCUGGGGUCGCCUGGGGGCAGCACCAGUGCAGGGCUUCUAAGGGGGGGACCAGCACCGGCUGUCGGCCAACAGGUGCCGUCAUACGCCAAGGCCCGAGCAAGGAGUGACAUGCAGUUCAGAUGCGCCAGCCAACCACAGCGGCCCUGCGAGGCUCCUCCUGCUGAUGACCGGCCCCGGUCACCAGUGCCCCCGCCGGUUCCAGCACGAAUGGCACGCAGCCCACCGGGAAGGGGUGGCAGUUCGCCAAACGAGCGGCUGGCCCGACGAGCGGCCUGCAACUCCCUCCCGCCCCUGGUGGUGGCACCGCCACCCUCCUCCACGGCUUCGGGUCAGUCAGUGACACCCCGCAGCGGGAGUGGCGGCAGCAGUCCGUCCCUGGCAUCCUUGAUGCUGCUGGAGCCCCUCCCCGGUCCUUUGGUGGUGUCUCGGAGCGAACUCAGCCUGGCCCAGCUGUCAUCGCACGAGCAACGUCAAAUGCGCACUGGCAGUGGCGGAGCAGGGGGCGCGGGACACCCGUCAUCGUCGUCAUCUUCAAGGCAGUCACGACAGCACAGCCCUCUCGACCCUUCCUCGGCUGCUGGCAGGGAUACCCAGCACCACCACAGGAGCCAGGGUGACCUCAGCAGUCUUGGGUCGUCAUCGUUCGGCGGUCUCGACCAUUGUGGCACCCUCAUGCAGCCAGUGCCGCAGCACCUGGGCUCGGACUACCAGUCCGACAGCUCCAGCGAGUGGCAGUUGGGGGCAGGCAGCAGUGCAGACGAGCUGUCGACGUGCGGCAGCAGUCAUCUUGGAAGCCCACUUCCGCGCCGUGGUCUACAAGAGCGGGCCCCAAACCACAGUCCCAAGAUCCGGCUGGGCUGUCGCAUUGUGAGCAGCAGUGGCACCACCACCACCACCACCACCACCGGCGAGGAGGUGAUGCGCAGUCCCCUGGCCAGUCUUCGCCAUGCUGUCCCCUCCACACCACGAUCGGCCAGCGCCGCCCACCCGCUGUCGUCAGCCGGUCCGUCGUGGUCGCCCUCGUCAGUCAAGGGCGGUGGAAGCAGUGCCGGAAGCAGCGCAGGCAGCGCAGGUGGAGGCUCUACCUUCCAGGAGGACCUGCUUCGACUCAUUGGACCAGACUACCUGGACAGUGAUUCGGAGGAACCCACGUGGUGCCCCCUUGGGCCGUCGGAGCGUCCGCGGUCGGGCCCCGAAACACCGUCGUCCUCGUUGGAGCGUGCUGGAAGGCGACAGGGACUCGCGCUGCGUUGCCACUCGUCCUGUCCUUCAGCCGCGGAAGACGUCAUCCUCACUACUGCGCAGCCAGCACAAGUGAUCGCCUGCUGUGAUCUCUCACCAUCUGCUGGAGCUGUGGAUGCCAGUGCUAACAAUGUGGCUGACAGCGCAAGCGCUGGUAGCAGCGGCAAUCUCAAGCAGCCGGAACAGAGACUGCAAGCUCUUGAAGACAAGGUGGUGAAGCUCCAGGAAACUCUGGCACAGGAGCAGCACAGGAAGGCAAACCUUGAACACCAGGUCCGGCAGUUGCAGCAGGAGAACCAUCGUCUGCACGAGCAGUCCGAGACCGCGAGUGCCCAACUCCGCCGUUUCGCAGACUGGUUUUUUGGACCCUCAGAUACUUAGUUGGCAAGCUGCCCGGAACUUUCACAUUUCUUAGUCUGCCUGCUUCUCCACGAUGGAUGGAAGACAACAGUAUUGUCGUCUGCUGAACGUGGUGCAUGUUGUCUGCGUGACCAAAACUCAAGUUCUUUGGAAACCCAAACACAUUGGUCAGUGGUUCAGCAAGUUGUUUCGUCUGCUGCAUCCUUGAAGCCUUCUGCUCCUCCAAGAUAGGCACAGGACAACAAAGUCAUCUGCUGGCCACUGAAUGUGUGAUAGUUCAUCUGUGAAAAAUUGAGUGAGAAUGCUGUGCACCCAAGGGGUUGUGGUGAUAUGACAUCAUCCCCACUGCUUCCUUACCACACGAAAUCGUUAUGUGCUCCUCGUACAACUUCUCAGCGACUUCAAAACUGCUUACGAGCUGCAGUUCUUAGCUUGUGUGUCACAAAGAAAGUUGCCCAAAGUUUGCUUUGGUUGCUGUCAAGGCAACGGGCCAAGACUGACUAUGAUGGGACUCGAUUUUUGGCAUUGCAGAGCGAGUGCAAGGACUAAGUGCAGUGAAGUGUUUGCUGCAGUGUUUCUACACCUGAAGCAUUGGGCAUUGAAAAGAGCUCAACAAUUUGCCAAUACCCGGCAAACAUCAAAUUCUGAAGCUUGGAUGAAUGCAUUGCUGUGGUUGUGUAACUCUGAAAUCCAUCUGUAUCAUUACUUCUCAGCGCUUUUGGCCAGACUUGUGCCGGCUUGGGUAUAACUGGCUUUUAAAUGUAUCCGUUCCAGCAAGCAUCUGUAACCUCGAGAAGUGAACUGCAAAUGUGUGUGACCAUGGUUAGUGUCUGCCUCAGACUCUGGGAACUGGAGGAGUCGCCCAAAAUUCUAGUGACUUUGAGGACACAGUCCAGUGAACUGGCAUUGUGCACCGUGAACACUUGUUUCAGCCCCGGUUGACGUGUGACCAGUGGCUAGAGCUGGGAUGUACAGCUCAAACUCAACUGUACCUUACGUCAAAACUGCAACUCACCAUGUAAUUGUUGUUCGUAUUCUUGUAGUAGAUGUUUUAUGUGUGUUCGUGUCAUAUGUUCAACAUGCCUACCGCAAGAGGACUGGGUAAAUCAUUGUACGUACUCAGCCCACCUUUGCUUGGAGGCAGCUGUGCUGUGUUUCUCCAGAUAGGAAUGCUAUGUGCCGAUCUUCCACCAUGCCGCUGCCAUCAAAACACUGCAUGCAGCUUGUUUCACCAUGUUGCCCAAGUCUGGCAGCUGCAGAGAGCUUUGAUGGGCACAUUUAGCAAGUUCGUCACUUGUCGCCCAACUUCCAGGGCAGAUACAAUUGCCUUAUGUUCUCAAGUUACCCAGAGCCAAACUUUUAGCAGAAUUUGAGCCAGCUGCACGCGGCAUAUGGAGAUCUAGGCUGAUGGCGUUGGAAGCCGUUGAAGACUUGUCAUUAUAACUUAUUCAUCACAUCUGGUAAAUGUGCAUUGGCAGUUAGAGCACAGUGUGUGGCAAGUGUAAGGACUGUAUUUUUAUCAGUGUGAUGUUAUGAAAGACUCAUUUUCUUAUUUUGUUUUUCAGAUAGGGCAUGGCAGAGGCCAUCCAAAAUUCUCUGCAUAAAGAAAAGACAUCGGUCUUUGUUGAUUAGAUAGAGGGACAAGUCUGAUUUCAGACACUUUGGCAUCCUAAAGAAGGCCUUCAAAUUUUGAGUAAGAGUAAGUUUAAGCAAUGGUUUACUCUCCAAAUGGUGCCGUUUGGGUAUAUUGUGCAAUGCUGAUAUAGUAGUAGCUUCACUUAUGAGACUGCACAACAUUUAGUACUGAAUUAAAUUUUUUUUACUGUAUUGUAGGAAUCUGUAAAAUUUCAGAACUAGAACUAUUGUCCUAUUUUUUUUAUUGAACAUUCCACGGAAUCAAAUGUGCCAACGAAAGUGCUGCAGCAUUGAAUCUUCAACCACCAAGACUGUCCGCAAUGCUCCUGAAUGUUGUUGCUCAUCUGGUGUACCUUAGAUGUACUAAUGUGUGUCUAACAACUGUCUUGAAUAAGGGACACCUUUGGAACUCAUUAUAACAUUUCAUUUUUAAAGAAUUUUCUGCACAUUGUCCCUACAUUUCCUGUGUAUCAUAGUAUUGCCUCCAGCACCGAAACCAUUUAUCUAUUGCAUUUUUAUGGCAUAUUUUUAUUCCGCAUUACUGUUAUUUUUUCUUUUGACAUAAUUGUUGCAGCAACAAUGGGUGAACUAGAAUUUCAGCAUUUGUGAUAGCCUACUUCUUAUGUCAGUGGCGAAGGUAAAACACAAGAAACAUUGCUUUUGAUGCAUUCGUUUUUGAAUGCAAGGGCAUUGAGAAAUUCUAAUUGCUAAAGCAUUUAGAAACUAGGUGUCUGAGAUCUGGCUUAUGGUCAUUUUUGUUCAGAGCCCACGGCCCACUGUCUAAGUCCCAGCCCAUUAAAAGUAGCCACAGGUGCCUAAAAAAAAUUGUGACUCCAGGAGACAUUGCCCCGAAAGUUACUACCUUAUUUGCAUGAUUAUCACAUCAAGGGGUGCUCUUCACAACCUAGUAUUGCCGUUAGAAUUAAUGACUUGCAAGCCUAGCUUUUGGGCAGUGACUGUGGUUAUGGUACGAUAUGAAAAGGUUGACUUUCCAUCAAGGCUCUGUUCGCCAACACCGCUUCUUUUUUUAAGCCCAAAGUCGGGCAGGGUGUGGUGGAAUGGAAUUUCUCAUUUGCUCAGGGUGCUGUUUUGAACAUGAUAUGAAAUGCUUUCUCAUUUCUCUUGCUCUAAUUACGCAAGAUACAAAAAAAAUAUUAUGUUUGUGCAAAUAUGGUUAGUAAGCACAGUUGUGUGAUGUCCUUCUGUUUCAGUUCUGCUUCUCAUGUUUUGCUGUGUAAACCUUUAGCAAGCAGUUCUCAUCUAGUUGCCACAGUGUCUACUACUAUUUAGAUAGGUGUUGUCUCUUUUUCACAUAACUUGCAGUUCCUUAAAACAAGUUCUUAACGUCGUAGGACUGAAGCUCUUCUAGGCUUGCUUCUACUGGGCUUUACUCGAGGGAGUUGUAUGUUCCUUUGUUUGGAUUUCGCUUGACUUUUCGUGUUCUUCAAGUGCGAAUCUGUAGCAAAGAGUUUUGGUGUUUUGGGAGCAGAGCACACGGCUUUUCAAUGUCAUCGUCCAUCUCUGGUGUCUGAAGAAGUGGAGGGAAUUGGGUCUGAGCCUUACUGGAAGCCCCUUCGUUCUGUAACAUUGACGGUGCAUUCCUUCUGCCUCGUGUCGGGUGACUGGGAAAUCUGUGAUCUGUUUCAACUGUGUUAGAUUUGUUCUUUCUUUCCUCCCAGAGCCAUCGCAACGAGUUUCCCAAAACAUUAAAGGGCAUUUUGAAUGGUGCAAGGCUUUUGCUUCAGGAUGUUGUUACCCAGCCAGCAGAGGUGCAUUUAAUGAAUUUUGCAGUUGUAGUAGUUCACUUAGCGUGUCCACACUUUGACCGAAAGCAACUGUGUUGUGGUCAGGGACUCCUCUUCUCGUUUCCCUAGCUCGUCACUCGGCUGUUUACUCAUGCCUGUUUAUCGAACCGCACGUGGCGUAGUGUAUGGAUGCGCGUGUACGUGGGAGAAAUCGCCAUCGCUUUUGUGCAACUCCUUCAUUCCCUCAUACACGCAGGCUCGUUGGCGGUGCCCUCAUUCCUUAGCUAUCACAUAGGUUCGCCAUUUCAGGACAGAAGGAGAACCGCACAGGCUCAAGGUUUCUGCUGCCACUUUCCAUAUCUGUGCUCUCUCCUUUUUUGUCUCCCUUAGUUACCAGUUUCCCUCGCCCAAGUGGGAGACAUUGAAACAGUGUGGCCAUUUUGCCGUCCUUUGUAACUUAACUGGUAUCCUGCAACCGUGGCAGAAGCAAAACUGACUGUCAUCAUGGUGGCUGCACCCGUGACUAUUACUCACUUUUUCCUGCCUGUCCUUUGCUCUCGGCAGCAUUGUUCUGUCCUGACAUACUUUUGAUGUAGCCCUAUAUGGACAACGUACGUCAUGCUGCGCCAUCGCAGGUCUGUCGCUGCAAUUUUCACCACAGUUUUGGAAUUCAUUUACUAGACAUUGAGGAAAUCGUGUGUUUUUAUGCAUCCCCAUUGAGGGGACAAGAGUGCGACUCCUAACAUCAAGAAAACGGUACUGUUUUUAUGCGUCCCUGUUGCAUUGACAGUAAUACUCUUUAUGGGAUGGAAGUGUUUGGUCAGAGAUGACAAUCUGUUUUAUAAAUUUUCAACAGGUGUUGCACAUAUGGCUUGCUGGUUGGCUGGUCGUUUGCCUAGCCACUGUUUAGUUAUCUGGCAACUACUUGAUCAAAUUGGCCACUGGUGCAUUGGAUUCAAGUGUUGUCCUGUGAUGCUACGUGUUGUGGCACCGUGCAUAUUUAGAGUGCGACUCUGUGUUUGAUAUCUGUCUGUGAGGACUCCUUACAGCUACAGUGAAACCAUGCUGUACGUUACGAAAUUGCUGUGCAUUGCUUUAGUUGGCUAGAGCCCAAGCGUCUCAUCCUCUGUUGCCCUCCGUAGUAAACUCGCGCUUGUAGCUGCUAAAAAUGCCAAGACCGUUAAUCCACUUCCGGAAAAAGUGCUUCUAGUGCCGGCUUAAUUUGCCCACCAAGAUUUUCUUGUUUGCGAUGCAGGCGUCGCAGUGGCGUCACAUUCGCCUGGUCGUCACACAAGUCUUGAUUACUCACGCCCACUGCUUCUACUGUAUCAGUUGGUGUCUUCCUGCAUGCACAAAACAGGAAAGCUUGUUGCCGGUGUUGGUUGAGCGCGAUGUUACAAAGGUUUCAAGAUGAACAGCGGCCUGUUUUGACAUGUGCAAUCGCUGUGCUGUUAGCAAGACUUAAGGAGUACUGCAUUUGCUGACAAUUGCUGUGUGUGCUUGAACGCCUUUCAGUUCACUUCAAGAUGGAGGCAUUGCCUUUGCAGGUUUAAACAUUUUGUUGUGUUGCGCUUCAGAGCCUCAUUUAACUACAUCCCUUCAUAAAUCUACUUGUACAAUACCUCAGUCUCUUUUAUCCACGAAUUUUAUGACCAUUUGUUUUUACAGCGCAAGCUAUGUGUGACGUGUAGGGUCAUCUACAUUUCUUUUUUUGCUGCUGUUUACCCAUUAAGAAUGUCAGAUAAAAAUGCCUUCCAUAUGUCCCCAUCCCCUACAGUUCUUAUUUUUUAUUUUUUGUAGAAAAGCAAUAAUAAAGUAGCCAAAGAUGCGUUCAAAGGAUC
This is a messenger RNA of Dermacentor andersoni, 10704 nucleotides long. RefSeq names its product signal-induced proliferation-associated 1-like protein 2. The record is from RefSeq and is a predicted model, not a curated record. Gene Ontology annotation, molecular function: GTPase activator activity; protein binding. Lineage: Eukaryota; Metazoa; Arthropoda; Arachnida; Ixodida; Ixodidae. Gene Ontology annotation, biological process: regulation of small GTPase mediated signal transduction. Gene Ontology annotation, cellular component: cytoplasm.